This is a messenger RNA of Cordyceps militaris CM01, 201 nucleotides long. Its product is annotated as Mitochondrial import receptor, Tom5 subunit. The record is from RefSeq and is a predicted model, not a curated record. The coding region runs from base 1 to 201 and encodes 66 amino acids. NCBI's taxonomy places the organism in Eukaryota, Fungi, Ascomycota, Sordariomycetes, Hypocreales, Cordycipitaceae. The transcript is spliced from 4 exons.
AUGCCGACACUGAGCGAAUCGGCGGGUUCCAGGAAGCCCAUUCGUCAAGCAGCUGAUGUGAUUGCUCCCCCCCAGCAGUCUGUCGAGGAGAUUCGCGCCCUCGAGGCCGAAGCUACCUUUAGUGUCCAGCAGGCCGCCGCCACGGCCCUGAUGCUCUACCUCUCUCCCUUUGCCAUUGACAUGGUGAGCCGCAUAUUCUAA